AUGUCUGGAAGAGGCAAAGGUGGUGGUAAAGUCAAGGGAAAGUCAAAGACCCGUUCAACCAGGGCUGGACUUCAAUUCCCCGUUGGUCGUAUCCACCGUCUCCUUCGUAAAGGCAAUUAUGCUGAACGUGUGGGAGCAGGUGCUCCAGUAUACCUCGCUGCUGUUAUGGAAUACUUGGCAGCUGAAGUUCUGGAGUUGGCCGGCAAUGCCGCUCGUGAUAAUAAGAAGACCAGAAUUAUCCCACGGCAUCUCCAACUUGCCAUCCGCAAUGAUGAAGAAUUAAACAAACUGCUCUCUGGUGUCACCAUAGCCCAAGGUGGUGUUUUGCCUAACAUCCAAGCAGUUCUCUUACCCAAGAAAACUGAAAAGAGCUCUUCGUAA
Molecule: messenger RNA, 381 nt
Organism: Phymastichus coffea
Lineage: Eukaryota; Metazoa; Arthropoda; Insecta; Hymenoptera; Eulophidae
Product: histone H2A-like
Exons: 1
Coding region: 1-381 (126 amino acids)
Cellular component (GO): nucleosome
Molecular function (GO): DNA binding; structural constituent of chromatin; protein heterodimerization activity
Source: RefSeq, a predicted model, not a curated record